CACGCCGAGACUGGGAGGUAACGCGGGUUCGCCCUCUUGCUGUGCGGUUUUCCCUGGGUUUUCCGGAAGAUUUUCUACUGUCCCCCAUGCCUUCUUGCUGUCCUCUCUCCAUCUGUUCACAUCUGUACGCCGCUCAUAUAGCCACAGUUGCUUCGCGGCGCUAAAUUAGUUCCUCAUGUACAAACUCCCUAAGAUGCAACCGACCGACGUCAACUACAUGACACCAGGGGGAGGGGAGUUUGUCUACAUCGAUUCCAACACAGCAUCUACAACUACAUACUGGACGUUGUCCGAAGAAGACAUCUACGAGGCUGACAACCCUCUGGCCUACACAUUGGCUCCUCUCUACGAGACUGAUAAACCCACGGAUUUACUCUACCUAGUUUACAACGACCAAUCGCCUGACAUCUACAGCGGAAGCAGGAACGGCCACACAAAGGGUGCGGUGAUGGCGGACAACACAACGGGCAUCUGGCUUCAACACAGCAUGCCCAAGUUUGUGGAGAACCUUUUCGGUGGUCGAUACACCUUCCCGGAUAAUGCGCGAGAAAAUGGUCAGGCCAUCAUGUGCGUCACGUUUAAGACUUCUCAGCUCAAUGUGGUCGGAAAGCACCUGAGGAUGCAAUACGCCAACGUCUACGAGAGAGGAAGCCCUCAAUACCUGAGAGACAGACUACCUCAGAUGGACCUCCUUUUCAAAGACAGCUUCAUCCGGGGCCACACGCGCAAAUUGUACGUUGAAAGCGUAACCAGUGCUGCGGGACAAAAGUUCGUGAGCAUCGCUAAACGGGCCACACUGGAAGUUGAUAUCUACUCAGCCAUUGUCACAAAUGUGACGCAAACCGACCUGUUGGUGCAGUCCUGGCGCAACGGGGCAGGUGGCAAAAUGGAUGCGUCCUGCAAUGGAACCUUCACCGUAGUCGACGUUGAUCAAGUGCGACUGAAAUUUAAAGACAAUGUCAUCAUGUGGUCGUCGACGGAAGAUCACAGUAAAUGGGCAGUGGGUAUCGACAAGCCCUGGUUCUGCUUUGGCUCUCUAAACAGAAUGGAAUCGCAAUUCAGCCGUGGUGGCGAAGUUUUCUGCAUGGAGCACCCUCUUGUGAGCAAGCUGUUCAGAAGGAGCGGCCUUACAGAAGCAACCUGCAACAUCCAGCAAGCUUGAUUCCCUUGUGGUGGUACUGUUCAGUAUUAUGUUACGUCAGUCUAUGGGGUACCGUAUGCUUUCGCGUUGUUCUACGCUUGAACCGAACUUAACCUAACAUAAUCCCCUCUCUUCGUUUCCUGAACGCAACGUUUGCACAAAGAAGAAAGAACAUUCAACAUUCAAUUCAGAACAGAAGCAAUUCCCGUUGAACGUUGCAUAUAUAUGCAACGCUCAACGGGAAUUGCUUCUCUUUGGUGCCGACCAGAUGUGCUGUGGUUGACGUCUCUGUGGUUUUGGUGGAAGCGCAAAAUAAAAUGCGCAAAAUAAAAAUCUUCGCUCGCUCAUA
Ornithodoros turicata is the source of this 1490-nucleotide messenger RNA. Its product is annotated as plancitoxin-1-like. The transcript is spliced from 7 exons. Bases 176 to 1162 code for a protein of 328 amino acids. Gene Ontology annotation, molecular function: deoxyribonuclease II activity. Gene Ontology annotation, biological process: apoptotic DNA fragmentation. NCBI's taxonomy places the organism in Eukaryota, Metazoa, Arthropoda, Arachnida, Ixodida, Argasidae. The record is from RefSeq and is a predicted model, not a curated record.